Molecule: messenger RNA, 759 nt
Organism: Phanerochaete carnosa HHB-10118-sp
Lineage: Eukaryota; Fungi; Basidiomycota; Agaricomycetes; Polyporales; Phanerochaetaceae
Exons: 4
Coding region: 1-759 (252 amino acids)
Source: RefSeq, a predicted model, not a curated record
AUGUCCCAGGUCAGGGCACAGCAAGGCCCGCUUUCGGAGAUCGACAACACGCCGCGCGUAAGCCAAACUGAGGCCAUACGGACGAUAGAGACCUCUGCGCUCUGCUCACAGUGUGGCACUCGUACACUUGCGCCGGGCUCGUCUAAAUUUUGCCAACCAUGCUGCACAAAAGAUCAGAUGCGCAAGGAUGGGCGUCCGUACAGCGAGAUAGCUCGGGUGUGGAUGCUGAGUACGAUGGAAUACGAGAAGGACGUGGAAGCUGAGUUUUUGAAGAGGGAGUCUCUGACAAGAGUGAAGGCGGGGUCUAUCGACGACUCGUCCAUUGUCUCGUCGAACAAGCCAGCUCUUCAGAAAGGCUCGGACGAACCAACAUGUUCGGGGUGCUUUGGUCGCAUGCUCGUGCCCAAGCCCGGCGGCAAAUGGAUUCGCACGAAGUUAGACGCUUGUGGGAAGGGAGAAAUACCUCGCGCACCAGGCAGCUAUGCCACUCAAGCCUCGGAGGUUGUACUGGGGAAGAGGAAGGCCGAGGCCAUGGACGAGCCGCCAACCGCAAUAACGCUUAGCAAAUGCUGCACAGAAUAUCAGACUUGGUCGGCAAUGUACGAGGUGCUUACCGAAAGUCUCAGAGACUUCUACAAGGGCAGCAAGCUGUCGAAAGCCUCUACGCCAUACAUCUACUUCCACGGCGCGUAUUCCAUCGUUGCUGACUCGUCAGUAUCAAACAAGACGCGAUCGGCACUCGUUUCUCAAGAGCUCUGA